UGUUUGUUUGUUUGUUUGUUUAGCUUAGUGUAUUUGUUUUACAGUAUUCUACAAUAGCCAGUGGAGUUUGUUCUUGCUCUUAAUGUGACCCGCCCCCCUCCCCCUGGCGGCGCUAUGAUGGUUCUGCAACACUUCUGAAACUGAAAGUAACAGAACGAAAAAAAUAAAACAGUGGAAACCAGGAAACUGCUCAGUCAACAAAUUACGAGGAAAAAGGGUAAUCGGUUACCAAUCAAAGACAGUACGGUACACCGGAUCGUAUAUACCCACUCGCAAAUAUGAGUCGAAGGUUGCAUGACGAAAUUGAGCUGGAGAAAAGCAUCCGUCGCCUACGGGAGAAAUUCUACGGCAAGGUAACAGUGGAGAAAGCGGCAGUGCUGAUGCAACGCUACCACAACAACCACGACCUGGUCUGCAAGGACAUCAUCCUCAUGAAGGACCUGAAUCUCGAUGCGCAAGACAGGGAUACCUUGAGGAACGACGCUGUGGUUCGGAAUGUGGUGGAGAGGAUCCGAAAUGCCGACCGCCAGCCCCAGCAGGUACUGCAGUCCUCUGUGUGCAUUUCCAAGUGUUCGCAGGCUGCCUCUGAUCACACUGAGAGUAAUGCCAGACCCCCUGGACCCAGUGCUCCAGGUGACCAGGACAUCCAGGAUAUCGGGGAGGGGUUGCGCAUGCUGACCCUGACUCAGAGGAACCUGCAGAUGUUCGAUAACGCCCAGAGAAACCUCAUUCCCUCCGAGGACUGCCAGUUUGCCUGCCAGGGAUGUGACAAGGUUUGGUGGAGAAGAGUCCCGCAGAGGAAGAAGGUCUCUCGGUGUCACGGCUGCGGUAGAAAGUACGACCCUGUGCCAUGCAACAACACGUGGGGAGCGGCAGAGUUCAACUGCCCCGGCUGCCAUCGCACCUUCAGAGGCUAUGGGAUAAUGGGCUUGUUGUCUCCGUGCUAUAACUGCCACCUGCCCGUGGACCCCUCUCGAAUUCUGCCCCCCAGAAGGACCCCCGGACCUCGGCAGAGGAACAUACACAGCUGCUUCGCUGAGGACUGCUAUAACCGCAGGAACCCUACUGUUCCUGGUGCGCAGUGCGUUCACCCCCGCAGUCGACGGCACAACCACAAGCCCAUGGUGGUGCACCCCAGCCCCUUGCACUGUAGCUCCGGUUCCACGGUGGCCACCUGCCUGAGCCAGGGCAGCCUGCUGGAGGGGGACCUGGAUGACCUCAUCAUGGAUGACCUGAUGGAGGAGGAGGAGGAGGAGGAGGAUGAAGAAGGGGGGGAGACCGGAGGGCCCAGUGAAAGCGAGGGCUAGACUAGAAAAAGCACAGGGCUUUGGAAGAGUGGGCAAGAGGGACAAAUCUCACAGCAGUCCAAUUUAAAUUCAGGGUUUUGUACGUAUCAGAUCCUGGAAGCAGAGAGCCAUGAAUAAGCCUGUAUUUUAAUUCAACGUUAUCGCGGAUUCCGUGAAACGUAACGAUCGCCGUGCAGUAUGCACAGCUAUGGCCCUAAUUUUUGCGUCACCCUAUAGAAUCAACUAAUGUUGCUUCUUAAAGACGAGUGAACCCUGCUGAAUAACGUUACGUUAACAUAUUGAGUUACACGCCGCUUUGCAGCUUUCCAUAUGCUUAACGAAAAACUAGCAAAUGUGACUGUGGCAGUGUGGCCUGCCCCUGUGUGUAUUUUAUGUUGUGUUGU
Messenger RNA from Polyodon spathula (Mississippi paddlefish), 1690 nucleotides. RefSeq names its product shiftless antiviral inhibitor of ribosomal frameshifting (gene shfl). Bases 279 to 1307 code for a protein of 342 amino acids. The transcript has 9 exons. Gene Ontology annotation, biological process: innate immune response; viral translational frameshifting. Gene Ontology annotation, molecular function: sequence-specific mRNA binding; ribosome binding. NCBI's taxonomy places the organism in Eukaryota, Metazoa, Chordata, Actinopteri, Acipenseriformes, Polyodontidae. The record is from RefSeq and is a predicted model, not a curated record.